AUGGAUCCGAAGAGCAUCUCUCUCCACAGCCAAGAUGAAGGAAGAGUGCAGGAAGCCAUUUCCCAGUUGAUGGGGAAAUUGCAGAACGAAGAGGACACGGAGCUGCAAAUUGCAGUGUUGGGAGAGUCAGGAGAUGGGGCCUCCAUGUUCAUCAAUGCACUGCGGGGGUUGAAGAAUGAAGAUCAGGAGGGGUGGGCCCCCACCGGCGUAGUGCAGACCACUAUGAAGCCCACCUGCUACCAGUGUUCCCACUUCCCCAAAGUGGCCCUGUGGGACCUGCCCGGCGUCGGGACAGACGGUUUUCUACUGAAGGCGUAUUUGGAGAAGGUAGAAUUCAGCAAGUACGAUUUCUUUAUCAUCACGAUGUGUGAGCAGUUCACCUACAACCAUGAGGACCUGGCCAGGGAGAUCGAGGGAGCGGGAAAGAGGUUCUAUGUGGUCCGGAGCAAAGUGGACCUGGACCUGGACAACUACUUAAUGAGCAAAUCUAAGCCCAAGACCGAGGCGGAGGUCCUGAGACAGAUCCGAGGUGAGUUUCUAACGCACCUCAGGAGAGCAGGGGUGAGCGAUCCCAAGGUCUUCCUGGUCAACAACUUUGACAGUUCCCAGUACGACUUUCCCAACCUGAAGAUCCUCUUGAAGAAGGAGAUUCCUGCCCUCAAGAGGGAAGCCUUCCUGUUGGCCCUUCCUAACUCCUCCGAGGAAGCCAUCGAGAGGAAGAAGGAGGCCCUGAAGGGCAAGAUCGAGAAUCAGGCCCGGAAGUCCAUUCUGUGGGCCGCCAUCCCCAUCGUUGGCUACCCCGUCUCCAAAGCCAUGGCCAAGCCCGAGGAAUGGCUAACCUUUUACCGCAAGAGCUUUGGAGUGGAUGACGAGUCCCUCGAGCAACUGGCCAGGAAGAUGGAAUUGUCCCCGGAGGCGUUACUGAGCAUCACGACCUCUCGGGAUCUGAAGCCUGUCAGAGAAUACCAGCUGGUGCCGGACACCAUACUGGGCAAAUCACUGGUGAUGGCCAACAUGAUCUGCAGCUACAUUCCUCUCUUAGGGGUCAUCAACUCCAGUCCGGUUUUGUUCAAACUCACGUACCACAUGCACAUGCAUUUCCUCGAAGAGGCGGCCAGCGAUGCCAAGAAGAUCUUGAAGAAGGCUAUGGAAAACCUCCGCUGA
Molecule: messenger RNA, 1164 nt
Organism: Tachyglossus aculeatus (Australian echidna)
Lineage: Eukaryota; Metazoa; Chordata; Mammalia; Monotremata; Tachyglossidae
Product: T-cell-specific guanine nucleotide triphosphate-binding protein 2-like
Exons: 1
Coding region: 1-1164 (387 amino acids)
Biological process (GO): cellular response to interferon-beta; defense response
Cellular component (GO): endoplasmic reticulum membrane
Molecular function (GO): GTPase activity; GTP binding
Source: RefSeq, a predicted model, not a curated record